AGACUGUCAGACAUAACCUCGAGAACGGCGCGAGAUCAGCACGUGUCCACACGUGCCUACGCGCGUGAAGAUUCUGUUGUUUCGAGCGUUCUGAUUGAUUCCCGAAUAGUGACUUUUCAUUGAUCGAGAAUCACACCACGAAUCACAUAUUUGUGAAUCUCGUGCGGUUAACAUAUGUCAAAAUGUCAAUGUAUGGUAACGGGAAGAUAUCGUGUGACCCAAUGUAUGCGGUUACAAAUACGAAAGUAGUUCCUUUACGACAUAUGAACGGAAAAGAUAGUUCACUCGACAACUGUUGCGUCAGCCCGACGAAGAUGGUUCAGUCAGACGUGCCGGACACGUCCGACGACGGAUUUCCUCGCCAGAAAAUGAAUCUCCCGGAGACCAUUAACUUCGCGGAAGAGGAGGAAACGACGAUGAACUUGUGGAAAAAAGGAAUGGUAUUUGAAGUGAGUAUGUACUUGUCGGCGAAACGGCCGAAGUACUCGUUCUACGACGGGCCGCCGUUCGCCACUGGCCUGCCGCACUACGGCCACAUCCUUACCGGCACCAUAAAGGACAUCGUGACCAGGUAUGCGUAUCAGAGCGGCUACCACGUGGAGCGUCGAUUCGGCUGGGAUUGCCACGGUCUACCCGUAGAGAACGAGAUCGACAAGAAGCUUGGCAUUAAGGGGCCUGACGACGUCGCCAAGAUGGGAAUCGCGGCGUACAACCAAGAGUGCCGUAACAUUGUAAUGAGGUACGCAAAAGAGUGGCAAGAGAUCGUCGGCCGGAUGGGACGUUGGAUCGACUUUGAUAAUGACUACAAGACUAUGUACCCAUGGUACAUGGAGUCCAUCUGGUGGAUAUUCAAGCAGCUGUACAACAAGGGCCUGGUCUAUCAAGGCAUCAAGGUGAUGCCGUAUUCCACUGGAUGCAACACGCCGCUGUCCAACUUCGAGGCAGGCCAAAAUUACAAGGACGUGGUUGACCCGUCAGUCAUCGUCGCCUUCCCGCUGUUGGACGAGCCAGGGGUGUCUUUGCUUGCCUGGACCACUACUCCUUGGACGCUGCCCAGUAACCUGGCGCUGUGCGUCAAUCCCACCUUCGAGUACGUGGAGGCCAAGAAUGAGAAGACCGGUGACGUUUACAUCAUACUGGAGACCCAGCUGCACACACUGAAGGGUUCUUACAUUAUUAUGAAAAGAAGAAAAGGAGUAGAUCUGAAAGGGAAGGCGUACGAUCCACCAUUUCCAUAUUUCUUGCAUUACAGAGAGAAAGGCGCUUUUAGAGUACUGAACGACACCUAUGUCACGGCGGAAACUGGAACGGGUAUCGUUCAUCAGGCCCCGUAUUUCGGCGAGGACGAUUUCCGAUGUUGUCUAGAGGCCGGUAUCAUACGCAAGGACCAGGAGAGCGUGUGCCCGGUCGAUAGUUGUGGCUGUUUCACAGAGCCAGUCAGCGACUUCCUCGGCAAGUACGUCAAGGACGUGGACAAGGAGAUAAUCAAAUAUCUACAGUCCAAGAAGAGACUAGUCGCAAGUGGUUCGGUGAAGCACAGCUAUCCGUUCUGCUGGCGAACCGACACGCCGCUCAUCUACAAGGCUGUGCCCUCCUGGUUUCUGCGCGUGGAACUGAUCAAGGACCGGCUACUGAUAACGAACAGCGAGACCUACUGGGUACCGGACUUCGUGAAGGAGAAGCGAUUCGGCAACUGGUUGCGCGACGCACGCGACUGGGCGAUUAGCCGGAAUCGUUACUGGGGUAAUCCCAUUCCACUCUGGAUUUCAGAAGACGGCGAAGAGACCGUGUGCGUGGGCGACAUCGACGAGUUGGCACGAUUGACGGGCACAAAGGUGCAGGACAUCCAUCGUGAGAGCAUCGAUCACCUGACGAUACCGUCGAAACGACCGGGACAACCGCCUCUGCGUCGCGUGCCCGAGGUCUUCGACUGCUGGUUUGAGUCUGGCUCCAUGCCGUACGCGCAGCGACACUAUCCGUUCGACACCCAUGCGGACUUCGACGAGUACUUCCCGGCGGACUUCAUCGCCGAGGGCAUCGAUCAGACGCGCGGCUGGUUCUACACGCUCCUGGUAAUAUCCACCGCGCUGUUCGGCAAAGCCCCGUACAAGAAUCUCGUGGCCAACGGCUUGGUACUCGCGUCCGACGGUCAGAAGAUGUCGAAGCGUAAGAAAAAUUAUCCCGAUCCCAUGGAGGUGGUCAAGAAAUACGGGGCCGACGCCUUACGCCUCUAUUUGAUCAAUUCGCCGGUCGUGAGAGCCGAAAAUCUCAGGUUCAAGGAAGAGGGCGUGCGAGAUGUCAUCAAAGAUGUUUUCCUGCCGUGGUACAACGCGUUUCGUUUUCUUCUUCAGAAUAUCGAGCAGUACGAGAAAAACACAAAGGACGUGUUUGUAUUUAAAGACGAGCUGGAUUUUCAUCCUGACAAUAUAAUGGACAAGUGGAUCAUAUCCUUCACGCAAUCGCUGCUGGUUUUCGUGAAAAGAGAGAUGAAGGAGUACAGAUUGUACACCGUGAUACCUUAUCUAAUAAAGUACAUUGACAAUCUCACGAACUGGUACGUCAGAAUGAAUAGGAAACGUAUCAAAGGCGAGGAUGGUCCACGAGAUUGCAAGAACGCAUUGACAACUUUGUUUCUCGCGAUUUACACGAUGGUGAAGACCUACGCGCCGUUCACGCCGUUUUUGACGGAAUUCAUGUUCCAGCAAUUGGUCAGAUGUGUUCCGUCGGAGUUGGAAGACAAAUCUGAGAUAGAACGUACAUUUAGAAGUGAAUACAAUUGGAAUUAUGACGUUAAAAAAAAGGGAGAAUUUAAAUGGCAGGACAGUGUGCAUUACAGACAGAUUCCUCAUCCACGCGAUGAUCUGAUCGACAAGAGUACAGAGAAGGCUGUGUCGCACAUGCAGUCGGUUAUUCAAUUAGGUCGCAUCGUACGAGACAGAAAGGUCAUUCCCACAAAGUAUCCCUUGCCAGAAAUCGUAGUGAUUCAUCAGGAUGCUGAGGUACUGAAGGACAUAUCGUCGCUGAAGUCGUAUGUCCUCGAGGAGCUCAACGUCAAGAAGUUGACCGUUACCGGAGACAAGGAAAAGUAUGGUGUGACCUUAAGAGCAGAACCGGACCAUAAGACACUUGGCGCACGUUUAAAGGGUGAAUUCAAACAGAUAAUUCAAGCCAUUAAAGAGCUAUCUGACGAACAGUUGCAGAAGUUUGUCGUCACGAAGGAGAUAUUCGUGCAGGGCCACAAGCUCGAAGAACAAGACCUACGUUUAAUGUUCAGUUUUACGGGGCCGGCCGCCGAGCAGCUGUCGCAACAGUACGAGGCUCACGGCGAAGGAAAUUUGUUGAUUCUUCUGGACAUAACUGCUGACGAAGCGAUGCAUAACGAAGGAAUAGCGCGGGAGGUGAUCAAUCGAGUACAAAAGCUGCGGAAGAAGGCACGACUCGUGCCUUCCGACGAAGCCAUUGCGUAUUACGAGAUCAAGGAUAAGAGCAGCAAUUUGGCCAAGGUGAUCGUUAGUCAUAAGGAGUUCAUUGAGAACGCGACCAAGACUCCGCAAAGAGACAUGACGGAGUUACCGUCCAAUGCUGAUUACGAUAUAAUUCUCGAGGAGAUGCAGAAGAUCAAAGGCGUGGACAUGAAGCUUGCGUUAGUUAGGACGAAAGCCAGUCCUUACUUAUCAGGCAGCGCAACGUCGGGAUCACAAUCUUCUGUAAGCUACGUCGACGUGACGCUUAUGGAUAUGCAACCACGAUAUGGUGGAACCUCAAAUGGCAGGAUUCUGUUGUACGAUUCUCAAUUGGGACCCAUUACAUAUAAACGUCUGAAACAGGAAAUUGACUUAGUAUUUGGUAUUUAUGGCUGCUCUUACGAUUUGUAUCUCAACUCUAAGAAACUUAAAACACUGGACGAUAUACCCGUGGAGGUAGAAAUAUUCAAUAAACAAAAGCUAGAAGUAUUAAGGUCAAAAUAGGUUUCGACUGUAUGAAAAGCAACUUUCGCCAACUUGCGAUUUUAUCAAUGUAAUGCUGAAGAAAACCACGGACUAAAUUUCGCAAAAAUUUCCAUUAUUAUUCUUUGUAAUGUUUUGGUAUUUCUUAAUUUCCUAAAAAGUGCUGUUUCACAUUAUUAUACUUGCAAGAUCAAGCGAAAGAUGUAUAGUUAUUUUUUUCUAUCAAUGAAAGUAUUUACUAUCACGUUUAAAAGUAAUAUUUAUGAUUUAAUUUAAUAUUUUUGCGUAACUAAAUAUAUCGGCGUUUGAUUUAAGGAGAAUAUAACAUUUUUUACAAAUGUAUACACAUUGAUUAUUUUGUAAAUUAAAAAAUAAAAACAAAUAUAAUUACAUG
This is a messenger RNA of Monomorium pharaonis (pharaoh ant), 4341 nucleotides long. It is a transcript of the gene IleRS, whose product is annotated as isoleucine--tRNA ligase, cytoplasmic. The transcript has 2 exons. Gene Ontology annotation, biological process: isoleucyl-tRNA aminoacylation. Bases 183 to 3968 code for a protein of 1261 amino acids. Gene Ontology annotation, molecular function: tRNA binding; ATP binding; isoleucine-tRNA ligase activity. The record is from RefSeq and is a predicted model, not a curated record. Lineage: Eukaryota; Metazoa; Arthropoda; Insecta; Hymenoptera; Formicidae.